This is a messenger RNA of Rotaria sp. Silwood1, 1176 nucleotides long. Lineage: Eukaryota; Metazoa; Rotifera; Eurotatoria; Philodinida; Philodinidae. The record is from the annotation of a GenBank genome assembly.
AUGACAGCGAUAGCUCAAUCAUCAGCAAGAGAAACAAGCGAUUUUUAUAAUGCUUGCUCAACCAAUGAUAUUCCUCAGGUAAAAUCGUCUUUAUCACGUAUGACUUUGCAUGAAAUCAAUCGAAUCGAACCUAAUGGAAGUACAGCAUUGCAUGUAGCAUCCUAUCAUAAUAAUGCAGCUGUCGUAUAUCUAUUAAUUCAACACGGAGCUUCAGUCUCAAUUCGAAGUAAUUCAACAAAUCUUACUCCAUACGAAGAGACAACUUCCACUUAUAUAAAGCAUCUUCUAACGAGUACAGGUAAUAAAGCAUGGAUCGAGUGGACAUUUGUGGAUCCUCUAACACGUGAAACAAAGGAAAUAUUUGAUACAGCAUUAGAGAAUACAUUUCAUGACAUGGGUUUGUCAUUUAUACUCAAUUAUUUGCUUAAUCACUAUGCUCGUGGACAUGUUGCUAAAGCAUCUUCUACGUCAGCCAAACAAAUUGAACGAUAUUUCGAAGAAGCACAAGUGCAAACAAAUUUGGCUCCUGUGAUAACAGCAUAUACUGCACCUUCAAUCUUUUUUUUUAAGAUUGUCAGUAAACAUUGCAUUGAAGUGAUUCCUGAACUGUUAAGAAUUCCAUUUGAACCACAGAAUACCUUGGCUGCAAGUAUUUUCUACUUAGUUGCUGCAUGUAACUAUGAUCCGAUGCUUCGACCAAAAUAUGCUUAUAUCGGUCAUGUUUAUCGAGGUCUAAGAAUGAGUUUGGACUAUUUUCGCACUUAUAAGAAGGAUGAACUGAUAGUAAAUCGACCAUUCGUUUCAACGUCGAAAGAAUAUAAUGUUUGUGAUAUAUUUAAUGGUUAUGGUGCAUCUAGUACAUUUCGAAGAAGUUAUGCUAGUCAAACUUCGUUAGAAAUUAGCGUUCGCUGUACUUACAAGAUUCGUCGUCCAGAAACACGUGCAAUUGAUAUUACAAAGAUGUCAGUAUUUGAACACGAACAAGAGGUGCUUCUUAUGCCUAUAAGUGUCUUUCGAUUGGUCAGCAUUGACGUCGAUGCGAAUGAAAAUGUAGCCGAUAUUGUACUUGAAGAUUGUGAUUUACCAUCAAAAUAUGAUCCCAUCGCUUCAAUGGUUCGAUGUGAUUUUGCUGAAUUCCCAAAUACUUUACUGGUUGUACCUUUCAUGCAGGUAUGA